UCCAAGAUCCAAACCAAAACCACACCAAACUCACCAUGGAAGAGAAGCAGCAGCAGCAGCAACAAGAGUAUGAUCAGGAAGCUUGCCUAUUUGCAAUGCAAUUGGCAAGCUCUGCAGUUCUUCCCAUGGUCUUGAGAUCAGUUAUAGAGCUUGGAAUUCUAGAGAUCAUUGGUAAAGCUGGUUCUAAAGAUGAAAUCUCAUCUUCUGAGAUUGUUUCAAAGCUUCCCACAAAAAACCCAGAUGCCUCAGUUAUGGUUGAUCGUAUGCUUCGCCUCCUGGCCAGCUACAAUGUUGUCACUUGUUCUCUUCGGACACAUAACGAUGGCCUAGUUGAGAGGCUAUAUGGGCUUGCCCCGGUUUGCAAGUUCUUGCUUGAAAACGAAGAGUUGGGGUCACUGGAUAUGUUACUGCUCAUGCAUCAAGACAAGGUCACCAUGGAAGGCUGGUUCCAUAUGAAAGAUGCAAUUCUUGAAGGUGGAGUCCCAUUUAACAGAGCUUUUGGAAUGACAUCAUUUGACUAUGAAGGUGUUGAUUCUGGAAACAAUAUCCUUUUCAAUAAGGCAAUGAAAGGUCAAACCACCAUUACUAUGAAUAAACUUCUUCAAACAUACAAAGGGUUUGAAAGCCUGAAUUCAUUAGUUGAUGUUGGAGGUGGAUUUGGUAUUGCCCUUAAAAUGAUCACUUCCAAAUAUCCAUCAAUUAAGGGUAUUAACUUUGAUUUGCCUUAUGUCGUUGCAGAAGCACCAUCUUAUCCCGGUGUAGAGCAUGUUGGAGGUAGCAUGUUCGAAAGUGUUCCAAAAGGGGAUGCCAUUUUUAUGAAGUCGAUAUUGCAUGACUGGAGUGAUGAACACUGCUUGAAAACUUUGAAGAAUUGCUACAAAGCAUUACCAAAUGGUGGGAAGGUGAUCAAUGUUGAAGCCAUUCUUUCAGAAGCAGCUGAAAGUAACCGUGUUGCUCGAGCUGGCUAUCAAAUUGACAACAUGAUGAUGAUGAUUAAUCCUGGAGGAAAAGAAAGAACUAAAACAGAGUUUGAAGCCCUUGCCAAGGAAGCUGGUUUUAGUAGUCUUCAAAUCAUUUGUCCUGUAAUUAACCUUUGGGUCAUGGAAUUUAUUAAGUAA
Messenger RNA from Telopea speciosissima, 1118 nucleotides. Its product is annotated as caffeic acid 3-O-methyltransferase-like. Lineage: Eukaryota; Viridiplantae; Streptophyta; Magnoliopsida; Proteales; Proteaceae. The coding region runs from base 36 to 1118 and encodes 360 amino acids. The record is from RefSeq and is a predicted model, not a curated record. The transcript has 4 exons. Gene Ontology annotation, molecular function: S-adenosylmethionine-dependent methyltransferase activity; O-methyltransferase activity; protein dimerization activity. Gene Ontology annotation, biological process: methylation.